Molecule: messenger RNA, 1572 nt
Organism: Lichtheimia ornata
Lineage: Eukaryota; Fungi; Mucoromycota; Mucoromycetes; Mucorales; Lichtheimiaceae
Exons: 1
Coding region: 1-1572 (523 amino acids)
Source: RefSeq, a predicted model, not a curated record
AUGUACUUUCACUCGUCCGGCUAUCGACAUGAGCAGCUUGCUGCCUUACGGUCGGCGCAGCGAUUGGAUAGACAAAGAAAAAAGAAGCAACGAGAAGAAGCCUUAUCAAAUAGCAGUGCUGACAGCGGCUAUAACUCAUCCGCAUCAUCAUCACCCAAUGCAAAUCAACCUUCACCACUAAGUCAACGUGCGGAUGCUGAACAAAACCAAAAGCAUGAGCAAGAAGAUGGUGCAUCAUCCGUAGGCGGUGAAUCUACAAGAUCCAAAAAGAAAGGACACAAGAAAAAGAAGGCAUCUUCACAGCAGCUACGACAACCCGAUCUUGUUUAUUCUUGCCCACGACCACUCGCUUUUCCAUUCCAUAACGAUGCUCACUUUUUACCUGUGGCAGAAGCUGAUCCUCGUGAUGUUGCUCGAGUAGCACCACCUUCAUCUGCUGCAUCAAGUCGACGACCCUCAUCUUCUAGCAAGUCAUCUUUUGCCAGAUCAUUUGAUCAGCAGAGUGCAUCCUCCUCCUGUUCCUCACAUCACAACUCUCGUCGCUCUAUUCGAUCAAAAGCAUCCAUCUCAUCUCAACUCUCUGCUACACGUACCAGCACCAGCUCUUAUGAUGAUGAUGCUGAUACACUUCGCAGCCAAAGAUCUUCAAUCAUUAGCAACAUGCAACGAGGCACUGUGAGGUCGUUACGUUCAUUGUUCCAAUUGCCAUCAGUACCUUCAGAACCGCCAAGAGCUGCUCCUGCACCUGUACAAGUGGGUAAUCCCACACCGGUUAUUAAAAAGGGCACCGUGGAAUCUAUUCGAGCCAUCUUCACCAAUAGCAACCAUCAUCAUGCACCCAAGACAAAUGUCGCUACCGAUGAUCAUGCUACCGAUGAACGUCUUGAAACUGCAUCACGCAAUGCCAUUAACAAUAGCCGACCACGAGGUCUAUUUUCACGAUGGCGUACCAAUCAACAACAACCACCUGCAACGACCACCAACAAUACAUCAAAGACGACUACCACCAGACCCUCUCGAUCAUCAUCCAUCUUUUCAACGACAUCCACUUUACUCGCCAAGCCAUUACCAAAGGUACCAUCUGAUGAGCCUUUCAAGCCAUCUGAUUUGCAUGAUCGACUGGCAUCGCUACCCUCACCACCAUCCGCACCACCCAAGAAAAAGAAUUUGUUCAAAAAGUUAUUCUCUCGAAGCAGCAACAAACCUACAACAGCAUCCGCAUCAUCAUUCUCAUCCAAUACGAACACCACCACUACUACUACUUCUACUAUUACACAAUCACCAUCAGCAGCAGUAUCAUCAUCCAAUACCACAACUAUGAAGCAUGCAGCCCAACAACCAAAACAAUCAACACCUCGUCGAUCACUCUUGGCAACAUGGUUAAAACCUGACCCUGCACCAAAACGGAAUGAUGAUCAAGAUGACAGCAACAAAAAGAAGUCUAACGGAACAUCUUCCGAAAGUGAUCAUGUUAAAGUUGAAACCGAGCCACCGACUGUGGUGGGUCGUUUGUGGAAGAGCUUCAAGCGUAUGGUUACUGGUAAAAAGUCAUCGCGUGUAGGCGUUCUGUAA